Molecule: messenger RNA, 4229 nt
Organism: Oncorhynchus nerka (sockeye salmon)
Lineage: Eukaryota; Metazoa; Chordata; Actinopteri; Salmoniformes; Salmonidae
Gene: znf740b
Product: zinc finger protein 740b
Exons: 7
Coding region: 222-1061 (279 amino acids)
Biological process (GO): regulation of transcription by RNA polymerase II
Cellular component (GO): nucleus
Molecular function (GO): DNA-binding transcription factor activity, RNA polymerase II-specific
Source: RefSeq, a predicted model, not a curated record
UCUCCCCGGGGAACACUUCCGGUGUAGUUUCCUGUGUUUGUAAACUGAGAAAAUUGGAACUCCGACAAGAAAUAUUAAUCUGCAAAACUCAAACAAACCUAAGGCUUUGCCACCUGAUGAUUUGGGUGGGUGUAGUCUUCUCACACCCCUCAUCCUGAGUGAACCCCCUUGAUGCGCCCCUGUACACCCAAACACACACGCAUUCAAUCCACGCACCGGCGAUGACACACCAUCCCAACAACUCAGUUCGAGACCACAUGAAAUGGGCUGGGUUGCUGGGCUGUGAGGCGGUGCUGUCCAGCAUGGCCCUGAUGCAGGCCAACAACAUGUCUGGGGGACAAAAGAAGAUGUCACAGCACGACCAGGGCCAGAGGGACAUCAACAACCCUGAGAGCCACCAGCAGCAGUCUCACCAAUCACACCACAACAAUCACCAGUCCCACCACAGCCACAUGGUCCUGCCCUUGGGAGUGAGCUGCCCACCCCUGUUUAUUAGAAAGGAUGGACACUCGUGUCACGCACCCAGGCUGCUGGAUGAGAAAGAUAUGCAGGCCAGCCAGAAUACACAACCGACAAAAAAGAAGCACAGAAAAUCAGCCACACCCAACAAGCUGAGAGAGAAAGUGGAGCAGGUGGAGAUGGAUAUUAACGGUGAUGAUCACAAUUCACAAGUACAGAAGAACUUUAUCUGUGAGCACUGCUAUGGAGCAUUCCGAAGUAGCUACCACCUGAAGCGGCACAUUCUCACUCAUACAGGGGAGAAGCCGUUUGCGUGUGACGUGUGUGACAUGCGGUUUAUUCAGCGAUACCACCUGGACAGACACAAGAGAGUUCACAGUGGAGAGAAGCCCUACCAGUGUGAUCGCUGCAAUCAGAGUUUCUCACGGACGGACCGUCUGCUACGUCAUCGCCGUCUGUGUGGGGCGGGAAGGAGCAUUCCCAAGGAGGAGAACCAGUCAUUCUCCUGCGAGGGCAGAGGAGGAGCCUACUCCCAGGAUGCACCUGGGCACACCGCUGCCUGGAGCCCCCUACAGCAGCAGAGCAGCCGUCUGGCUGUCUGACCUUUAAACGCUGACCCUCUCACAGACAGCAGUGCUGCAUCCUCCCUCAGCCCAGAUAAACCUGGCUAAGACAAAGACACCAAACCUUAAGUUGUUCUCACCAACUAGCUCAUAUCCUGUUGAUGGGAUAGUGGAUUAUUUUCUACUUUUGUAAUAACUUUUUAAAUAAAUGUUGUAUUGUUACGUACAUGGUACUUAACAGAAGGGGAAGACGAGACCCUCGGGUGGGGUGGGAGGAGUUUGGGCAAGCUGUCAUAUUGCUACGGCAAUAAUGAAUUCAUUAACUGACAUGUUUUAGCCUCAAAAGUGUUUUUUUUUUUGACUGGAGACUUAAGCUCUUUCCAGACAGUAAGAGAAAAUUCAGAGUGGAGUUCGGCGAAAUCGAGCAGAUUCCUAUUAUCUCCGCUAGGCAGCUUUCACGUGCACUGCUGACCACUCCGCCUGGAUAGAAUUUGCCCCGCCCCCACCCCCCCACCUAGCUCCAUUGAAUGGGAAACUCCACCGCCACUUCCUGCCUGGAAAGCCCUUUAAUGUGAGGUUGGUCUGGUCAUACCAAUAUGAACAACUGCCUUUGCUUCUUCUUUUAUUUUAUUUUACCAUUUGAUUGUAUGUGUACGCUUACCAUUGGACAAUACUGAUCAGUAACCUAGGACACUCUUCCUGAUCCGCUAGCAUCCUCAGUGGCCAAGCACAUCAUACUAUGGAUAUUAUUAAGUAUUUGAAGGAAAAUGUUGAACACACAAAUCCUUGUGGCCUUGAACCACUCAGAUUCAUUCAAGUUGGUUCUGUUACUACUACUAGCUUAACAGUUCCUGGUUUGACUUGUUAGUGAAUGGCCGUAGCCUAAUAGACCUGUGUAACUAGCUGACCCUACCUUGAUAUUGAGAUCAUUGGGUAGUUGACACAUUUCUUGUUCUCCAGUGUUAGUGUCAUUUACAUACAUCCAGUUCUUGUUAUGUUUGACUCAAUUCUGUCUAAAGAUAUCUAACUUUCUAAUUUGCUACACUGGUCAGAUGUUUAACUCUAGAACCUCGCAUAGCUACCGUUUUGGGGAUAGUGACCAUGGAAAUGAAAUUACUCAUGUCCAUUCUAGUAUUCUAAGUGAUCUCGUGUUUUUUUUGUUGUUGUGAAUAAUCAGGUGUCUUAUCUCAAAGGACAUCUGUGCAUGUAAGCCUAUUCUAUAUUCAUUCAGACUCCAUGAAGAGUAUCAAUAGGUAAUUUUUUGUCUUUCGUUGUUAUCAAAUGUCCUGAGUAUGUCGAUCCAUCUUGUUAUAUUUCUGGUGUUAUUUUAUAGAAGAGGUAAUCUCAUGAAGCAGGACGGUUGACCUGCUCUGACCCAGUUUGUGAACAAAUGCUUCCUCUAUAAUAUCAUACCAUGUUGAUGUUUCUACAGUGAGCUCAGUGUUGUGACAGUUUUUGUUGUUUUCGCUCUGUACUCCAGCAAGUUGGAUUGGAAUGAUACGAGGUGAAAGUGCAGACUGUCAGCUUUAGUUUCAUCCAAAUCAGGUGAGCCGUUAAAUAAUUACAGCAUUUUCUGGUCAUAGUCUCCCUGUUUUAGGGGUUCCAAAGUAUUGGGACAAAUUCACUUAUACAGUAUGUGUAUUAAAGUUAAGUAUUUGGUCCAAUAUUCAUAGCAUGUAAUGACUGCAUCAAGCUUGUGACUACACAUUUCUUGGAUGCAUUUGCUGUUUGUUUUGAUUGUUUCAGAUUAUUUUGUAAUAGAAAUGAGUGGUAAAUAACUGUCAUUUUGGAGUCAGUUAUUGUAAAUAAGAAAAUAAUGUUUCGAAACACCUACAUUGAUGUGGAUGCUACCAUGAUUACAGAUAAUCCUGAAUGAAUCGUGAAUAAUGAUGAGUGAGAAAGUUCGAGGCACAAUCUAAAAUGACACUACAUUAUUUACCAUUAAUUUCUAUUUUGCACAAAAUAAUCUGAAACACAAGUUUGUAGAGUGACAAGUUUAACGUAGUCAUUGCGUGUUAGGAAUAUGGGACCAAACACUAAACUUUUUACUACUUUUAAUACACAAGGGAAUUUGUCCCAAUACUUUUGGCCCCCUAAAAUGGGGAGACUAUUUACAAAAAGUGUUGUAAUUUCAAAAUGGUUCACCCGAUAUUGAUGAAAAAACCCUCAAAUAAAGCUGAUAGCCUAGUCUGCACUUUAACCUUAUAGUCAUUGUAUAAUUUCAAAUCCAAUGUGCUGGAGUAAAGAGCGAAAACAACAAAUGUCACUCCCAAUAAUUUGAGCUCACUUUAUUCACCUCUAGCAUCUAAAGUGAAGAUGACCAUUUCUGAAAUCCAAAUCGACCCCUACAAUCUCCCUACAACUCCUGUAGAUCUGAGAGAAAUUCUAAUAUGGUAUUAUGGUAAUACCAUCUUGUCUAAUCCUCUCAGAUCUACAGGAAAUGGCUAAACAGUAGGUGCUAGGGGUCGGUUUAGAGUUCAGUAUAUUUCCACUCAGUGGAUAUCCAUGGUAACAGAAGUUCCACUGGGGAGGUUUUUUCUCUCACAUUUUUAUUGGAGCAUCUCCGGUUCCAUUAUGGGAGCCAGGUCCCACAUCAGUUUGUACUGGCUUGCCAACUCCUGUGGUCAUUGCCAUACCAAUGACCAUAGGAGUUGGCAAUACAGCACAAACAGAUCUGGGACCAAGCUAUCAUUGACAUUCUAUAUCUGUAAACACUGGAUUGAGGAAGCCCAAAAUAUAGUAAAUACAACUGUUAUCUGUAUAGACCGAGAAUCUUUUCUAGAGAGGACAAGUAGUUACUAUUGCAUCACGGUCAGAUUGUAAGUCGUGUCAAAGGAGUUAGUGGCCCUUUACAAAGACUAAAGCCAGUUAGUUUUCUACUGCUGAAUUUAAGUUAAUAUAUAUUUUAAAAUUCAAUUAGGAGUAGAGGCAGAACUGCCACUAGUGCCUGUCUACUGUAGCAGUCAUAAUUAACUUUUUAUUACUAGUAGUUGUGCAUGCAUCUGUGAUUGUCAAAAUGAAGGGAUAUUGUAUAAAUGUUUUUAGUACAAAUUGUUUAAAAAUAAAAUUAGUUUUUUAAAAGUAAAAUAACUUCGUCAUUAUCACAAUCCUAGUAAAGUUGUGAUAAAAUAAAGUUGACUCUGUAACAUUGUAGUGAAUGGAAAAACUAGGGCCUCAAGCUUUAAUAAACGUGUUUCUCUUUUUAAA